Entrophospora candida is the source of this 957-nucleotide messenger RNA. NCBI's taxonomy places the organism in Eukaryota, Fungi, Glomeromycota, Glomeromycetes, Entrophosporales, Entrophosporaceae. The record is from the annotation of a GenBank genome assembly.
AUGACCAAAAAUCAUAAAAAUUCACAUCCGUUAGAAAAUCAUUAUAAUAAGAUGGAAGAGAAAGAAAAUUAUAGUAACAAAGAAGAAAAGGAUGUCGGUUAUGAUGAUUUUAAAAUCAUUGACGGUAGAAAAUUUAUUAAUGUAGAGGAAUCUUGUGCAUUCUUGCCUGUUGAUCACAGGUCAAUGUCUAUAAUGGAAAAAUUUGAAGUUAUAUCACAACAUAUAUGGAAUGGUAAAUUUUCUUCUCCUGUGAAAGAAACAUUAGAUAAUGGUGGUGCAUUUGUAAUAGAUGUUGGAUGUGGACCUGCAACUUGGUUAAUGUUCAUGGCGGAGGAAUUUCCAAAGUCAUCAUUUGUUGGAAUUGAUAUAGCAAUUGAUUUAAAAGAUUCCAAAAAAGAAUUACCAACAAAUAUAGCAAUGAUUAAACAUAAUAUACUUGACGGUUUACCAUUUCCAGAUAACACUUUUGAUUUUGUUCAUCAAAAACAUAUGUUAACUGCACUAAAAAUUGAUCAAUGGCCUUUUGUAAUUGACGAACUGAUACGUAUAACUAAACCUGGUGGUUGGAUUGAAUUUGUGGAAUAUGAAUACUUGCCAUAUUCCUUUGGUCCAUUGGGGAAAAAAAUUUUGGCUGGAUAUGUGAAACUAUGCCAAUCACAUGAUAUAAUAGAUGGAAUUCAUGAAUUUAUUGGAGAAAAAUUAACAACUUCUGAUGAAAUAAUUGAAAUUAGUCAUCGGACAAAAAAUUUUCCAUUAGGUGGCAUUGGCAUAGCUGGUGAAAUGUACAGAAAAAGUAUUAUUGAUUCAAUAGAAACAAUUAGACCUUAUCUCUCAUCAAUUAUUGGAAUUAGUUUAGAAGAAUAUGAUGAAAUGAUUAAACAAUUUGUUUUAGAAUGUAUCAAGUAUAAAUCUUAUCUAAAAAUUACUAGAAUAUAUGGAAAGACAAAAGCUGAUUAA